AUGUCGUACUCCAACGAGUCGUGUGGGGUGAGCUGCCCGCAGCCCAUCGCUGAGAGCUCCAACGAGCCGUGUGUGCAGCAGUGCCCCGACUCCAGAGCCCUGAUCCAGCCCCCGCCGGUGGUGGUGACCUUCCCGGGCCCCCUGCUCAGCACCUGUCCCCAGGAGAGCUUCGUGGGAUCGUCGGGCCCAGCCUGGCUGGGGCGUUCCUUCAGUUCCCGCAGCUCCUCUGGCUCUGGGGGCUCCUUUGGGCUGGGAGGUGCUGGGGGUUAUGGGGGCCCGCUGGCCUUGGGGGGCUCCCCUGGCUAUGGGGGCUCCUUUGGGUCAGGAGGUUAUGGACACUUGGGGGGCUCCUCUGGCUAUGGGGGCUCCUUUGGGUCAGGAGGUUAUGGACACUUGGGGGGCUCCUCUGGCUAUGGGGGCUCCUUUGGGUCAGGAGGUUCUGGGGGCUCCUUUGGGUGGGGACCUUAUGGAGGUUCCCAGGGCUAUGGGGGCUCAUUUGGGUUAGGGGGCUCCCGUGGUUAUAGGGGCUCCUUUGGUGGGGGCUCCUUUGGCAAUUGCGGGAGCUCCUACAGCUCCGGCUUCUCCUCGCGGGGCCUGGGCUAUUCCCUGCCCGGCUCGCAGGGAUGGGGCAGGUCCCGCCGCGGGAGCUGUGGGGUUUUCUAA
Parus major (Great Tit) is the source of this 663-nucleotide messenger RNA. Its product is annotated as claw keratin-like. The transcript is spliced from 2 exons. NCBI's taxonomy places the organism in Eukaryota, Metazoa, Chordata, Aves, Passeriformes, Paridae. The coding region runs from base 1 to 663 and encodes 220 amino acids. Gene Ontology annotation, cellular component: intermediate filament. The record is from RefSeq and is a predicted model, not a curated record. Gene Ontology annotation, molecular function: structural constituent of cytoskeleton.